Molecule: messenger RNA, 1449 nt
Organism: Lolium rigidum
Lineage: Eukaryota; Viridiplantae; Streptophyta; Magnoliopsida; Poales; Poaceae
Product: calmodulin calcium-dependent NAD kinase-like
Exons: 8
Coding region: 1-1449 (482 amino acids)
Molecular function (GO): kinase activity; ATP binding
Source: RefSeq, a predicted model, not a curated record
AUGAAGGAUAGCGCCGCGACGGUGGUGCCGCGGCUGGUGGCGCCGCGCGGCGGCCGCGCCCACGAGAUCGAGAUGUUCUCGCACUAUGUUGCUAAGCAAAUAGGGUUCGACGAUCCGAACGAGUGCCCCCACCUUUGUACAAUGGCCUGCGAUUAUCUAAAGAAGAGCAAGGGCUAUGAACAGAAUCUACUUGCGUUCUUCCAUAACAACAUGAAUCCCGACGCCAUGCUCGUCAAGUUGAUCGAGGAGCUAGACAGAUGCAUACUCAGCUACUUCUCCUUCCACUGGCAUUGUGCAGCUCAUGUAAUCACGCAGGUUCUAACAGCAGAGCAACCUAGAAGAAAGCUCAGGAGCAUGGUAUUGGAGGCCACAAGGAAGAUGAGGUUCGAGAGGGUGACGAGAGAGCUGAAGGUGACUCGGCUCUUCUCGACCCUGAUGGAGGAGCUGAAGGUGAUCGGGAUAAGCUCCCCCGACAACAAGCCGCGCUGCCCGACCACCGAGGUGAUGGUCCCGGCGGCACACAGCGUCCGCAGCCCUGUGCUGCUCCUGAUGGGCGGCGGCAUGGGCGCCGGCAAGAGCACCGUGCUCAAACAGAUCAUGAAGGAGGUGUUCUGGUCCGGCGCGGCGGCGAACGCGGUGGUGGUGGAGGCCGACGCGUUCAAGGAGUCGGACGUGAUCUACCAGGCAAUCACCUCCCGCGGCCACCACGACGACAUGCUGCAGACCGCCGAGCUGGUGCACCAGUCGUCGACGGACGCGGCGGCGUCGCUGCUGGUGACGGCCCUGAACGAGGGACGGGACGUGAUCAUGGACGGCACGCUCUCGUGGGAGCCGUUCGUGCUGCAGACGAUCGCCAUGGCGCGGUCCGUGCACCGGCAGCGGUACCGCAUGGGGGUCGGCUACAAGGUCGCCGCCGACGGGACGACCACCGAGCAGUACUGGGAGCCCGUCGAGGAGCAGAGCGCAACCGGGCCCUUCUGCAGGGCGGCCACGAAACCCUACCGCAUCGAGCUCGUCGGCAUCAUCUGCGACGCCUACCUCGCUGUCAUCAGAGGGAUCAGGCGAGCUAUCAUAUCCGGGAGGGCCGUGCGGGUGAACUCGCAGCUCAAGUCCCACAAACGGUUCGCCGGCGCCUUCAGGAAGUACUGUGACCUCGUCGACAACGCCAGGCUCUACAGCACCAAUACCAUCGACGGGACAAAGUUGAUAGGUUGGAAGGACGGGGACAGCAGGUUGCUGGUAGACAUGCAGGAAAUCGGGCUGCUGGACCGGGUUAGCAAGAUCAACGAGGAAGCCGACUGCGUGCACGAGCUGUACCCGGACGGGCACCCCACCGGCGGCGCGGGGUCGGUCUGGGAGGAGCUGGUGGCGUCGCCGGUGCGGGCGUCCAUACAGCGGGAGCUCAAGACGGCCAUCCUCGAGAGCGAGGCAUGCUUCCCGUCCCCGUAG